Molecule: messenger RNA, 3399 nt
Organism: Lactuca virosa
Lineage: Eukaryota; Viridiplantae; Streptophyta; Magnoliopsida; Asterales; Asteraceae
Source: the annotation of a GenBank genome assembly
AUGCCAUUGAAGUUUACAGUAAUGAGGGACAAGGAAAUACCAAAUUGGCUCAAGGAAUUGCCAUUGGCACCCGUAUUUUACCCAACGGAUACGGAAUUUGCAGACCCAAUUGCUUAUAUCUCCAAGAUUGAGAAAGAAGCUAGUGCAUAUGGUAUAUGUAAAGUUAUUCCGCCAUUGCCAAAACCUUCAAAAAAGUAUGUUGUAGGUAACCUAAAUAAAUCUCUUCUCAAGUGUCCAGAAUUGGGGAACGAUGUAAAACUGAAUAAUGUGGAAACAAUAAAUGAUGGGGAGGUUCGUGCAGUCUUUACAACAAGGCAUCAAGAAUUAGGUCAUAGCAGUGUGAAAAGAACAAAAGAGGUUGGGGAAGGGACAUGUCAGCCUCCUCCUGUGAAUAAGCAAGUAUGGCAAAGUGGGGAAGUUUACACAUUGGAACAGUUUGAAUCCAAGUCUAAGAAUUUUGCUCGAAGCCAUUUGAGUAUGAUUAAAGAAGUUUCUCCAUUGGCUAUAGAGUCACUUUUCUGGAAGGCAGCUUGUGAGAAGCCUAUAUAUAUUGAGUAUGCUAAUGAUGUGCCUGGAUCAGGAUUUGGUGAACCAGUGGGACCAUCUAGAUUAGUACAUAGGCAUAGGAGAAGGAGAAAGACAUUUGAUAGAAACAAUAAAGAUUGUUCUGAUGUAAGAUCACAAGUAGAAGAUAAAAGCAACAAUUGUGAAAACCAGAAAGGUGAAGAAUCUAUAAUAAGACAAAGGGUUUCAGAUGAGAUUGAAGGGACUUCAGGAUGGAAGCUUUCCAAUUGUCCUUGGAAUUUACAAGUAAUUGCAAGAUCUCCUGGAUCUCUUACACGUUUCAUGCCGGAUGAUAUUCCAGGUGUCACUUCUCCCAUGCUUAAAAUUUCCUCCACAUUGGCUCUCCCCAAGACCUGGUAUGCAGUCCCUGGGGAUUAUGCAUUCACAUUUGAGGAAGUAAUCCGUUCAAAGGCUUAUGGUGGAGGUGUAGAUCGGUUAGCUUCUCUAACACUCUUGGGCGAAAAGACUACCCUUCUAUCACCUGAAACUGUUGUUGCAUCUGGCAUUCCAUGUUGCAGGUUAGUACAGAACCCUGGUGAAUUUGUAGUGACCUUUCCAAGGGCUUACCACAUAGGAUUCAGCCAUGGUUUCAAUUGUGGGGAAGCUGCUAAUUUUGGAACCCCAAAGUGGCUUUCAGUAGCUAAAGAGGCUGCAGUGCGCAGAGCUGCCAUGAAUUUUCUUCCUAUGCUUUCACAUCAACAGCUGCUUUACCUACUUACCAUGUCAUUUAUUCCAAGGGUGCCUAGGUCCUUGUUACCAGGGAUAAGAAGCUCUCGUUUAAAAGAUCGUCAGAAAGAAGAACGUGAGCUGUUGGUGAAGAAGGAAUUCAUUGAAGAUAUUCUCAAAGAAAACAAACUGUUGACUUGUAUUCUUAAUAGAUCUUCCUCUUAUCAUGCAGUCCUAUGGGAUCUUGAUUCCCUCUCACCAUCUGUCAUUAAUAAUAGUACAAUCAUCAAUCCACAAACUGAAAAGUUUCAUGUUGAAAAAGACAAUGAAAAACUUGUUCAUGUAGAGGAUGAGGACAUGUCGAGUGAUUUUCAAAUUGAUUCAGGGACAUUACCAUGUGUGGCUUGUGGUGUUCUUGGUUAUCCUUUCAUGUCUGUUAUACAACCAUCACCAAAAGUGUUGUUUGAUAACAUGCCAAUGAAAGAUGAUCAUCCAAAUAUUGCAUCUUCAGAAACACAAGUGGUUAAUGCCAAGGAUGAGUCUUCAACAUGUUCAUCUAAAGUGAAUGUUGACAAUGGAUGGAACAUGUGUAAUGGGUAUUUAAGACCUAGAAUAUUCUGUUUAGAGCAUGCAAGCAAAGUUGAAGAGCUGUUGGACUCCAUAGGUGGAGCAAAAUUGCUUAUAAUAUGCCAUUCAGAUUUUCUGAAAAUUAAGGCACAAGUUUCAGCCAUAGCAGAGGAGAUUGGUAGCAUGUUUAGAUAUGAAGAUGUUGAAUUACAUGAUGCCAGCAGGGAUGAUUUGGAGGUGAUAAAUCUUGCAAUUGACAAUGAGCAGGAAGAUGAAUCAUUACAAGACUGGACACUGAAAUUGAAUGUUAAUCUUCGACAAUCUGUUAAAGCCAGCUGCCCUAAAUCAGCACCUGACAAGAUGAUACAUAUAAUACAUAGUGCUUUGACUAUGGAUGCUCUAUUUGCUGACACAAGCCCCACCUCACAAGCAAUGAUUCAGUGGCAAGCUACAAAGUCUCGGUCAAACAGAAAGUCAAACCGUUGGAUCAAGAAAUCAUCAGAGAUUGUUUCCGUCACAGACGAUGUGAAAUCGAAAGAGAAGUCAUCUGAAGCUCAAAUGCCUAAAAAAGAAGGGAAGUUUAUUCAGUAUUCAAGAAGAAGCUUCAAGUCAAAGCUCAAAAAUCAUGAAAAAAACACAGACAAGGUUAUUUUGGAUGAUUCCAUUAUUCCAUCACAAAAGCAGAAACAAGGUUUUGAAGACAAAUGUGGUGUUGAAAACUCGUCAGGUUCAGUGUCAUGUGCCACAACUAUUGAAAAAGAUGAGGAAAUGAGUAUGCAAAAUGAGCAAGGUUCUGGAAAAGAGUGCAGCAGAGAGGAGGAGGUUGUUAAUGAAGAUGGUUUGAUGGAAACGGAUCCGAGUAUUAGCAUUGGGUCAAAGAAAAGUGACGAAAAUACCCCUCCUGUAUCAAGAACAAGUGGAAGCAAAAGAAGGAAGAGAGAUUUUGAUGGAUUUAUAAGAAGCCCAUGUGAAGGAUUAAGACCGAGAGGUGGAAAAGACACAACCAAUGUGAAAGAAAAACCUUUAAAGAAAGCAAAAGCUUCAACCAAUGUGAAAGAAAAAUCCACAGACAAGUCAAAGUCUUGUUCGAAAGUCAAAAUCACGGAACAAGGGUCCGGGUCCCAUAGAUGUGAUCAUGAAGGUUGCAAAUUGAGGUUCGGGAGUAAAAGAGAGCUAGGGUUGCAUCGAAAGAACAGGUGUCCUCAUGAUGGAUGUGGGAAGAAGUUCAGUUCGCAUAGAUAUGCAGUGCUCCAUUUACGUGUCCAUGAAGAUAACAGGCCUCUUAAGUGCAGUUGGAAAGGUUGCAAGAUGACAUUCAAAUGGGCCUGGGCCAGGACUGAGCAUUUACGGGUCCACACUGGUGAGAGGCCCUACAAGUGUACGGUUGAAGGCUGUCACCGUACUUUCAGGUUUGUAUCUGAUUAUAGCCGCCACAGAAGGAAAACCGGCCAUAAUGUGCAUGUAAAGUCAAACUCUUGAAAUUUUUUAAAUUGUUUGUUUUUUCUAACUUUUAUACACUUCACUUCACUUCACUUGGGUUAGUAAGUUUUAUAAACCGAAAAGAAUUAUUUCAUUGUUUUGGAACUAUGCUUGGUUGGUGGG